AUGAGCACUCUCUUUGCAAGACUUGUUGUAUUAGUAGCGGGUAUCGCAGCCGUGUGGGCUGCCCAACCCAACUCGAUCACACUCAAAGGAGCCUAUACAGGCGUACACGAUCCUUCUGCACUAUGCCAACGUGCUGAUGGGACGUGGUUCAUGUUCUCUACCGCUGUCGGAAUCGCGAUUCGGACAAGCAAAGAUCGAGUAACGUGGACAAAUGCUGGUGUCGUAUGGCCAAACGGCGCGUCGUGGACUGCACCCUAUACUGGCUCGAACAAUGCAAAUCUCUGGGCACCGGAUUGCACCUUUGCGAAUGGACAGUUUUACUUGUACUACUCUGCAUCGACAUUUGGCUCGCGCAAUUCGGCCAUAUUUUUUGCGCGCUCGACGACUGGUAACCAAGGGACGUGGGUCAAUAAUGGACUCGUCUACAGCACCACAACUAGCAGCAGCUAUAAUGCUAUUGAUCCGAAUCUUAUCAUUGACAACGGAAGUUGGUACCUCGCCUUUGGUUCGUGGUCGGCUGGUAUUGGAUUGCUCAAGCUUAGCUCGUCGACUGGUAAACCGUCAAGCACCAGCGUCACACUCUUGGCUACUCGUAGCAAUGGUAUCGAAGCUCCUUUCAUCGUGAAGAAUGGGUCGUAUUAUUACCUCUUCACCUCUUGGGACAAGUGCUGUGCGGGAUUGGACAGCACGUACAAUAUUCGCGUAGGUCGUGCUUCGAGCAUCACGGGCACGUACAAGGACAAGGCUGGGGUUAGCUUGACGAGCGGUGGGGGAACCGUCGUCCUCUCCACGCAUGGAAGCAUCGUUGGACCCGGUGGACAAUCUCUCUUUACGACUGGUGGCGUUACCUAUCUAGUCUACCACUACUAUACCUCCACCGGCUCAAACCUCGGCAUCAACAAGUUGGAUUUCUCGAGUGGGUGGCCUGUUGCUACCAGCAAUUCUGGUGACUGGCCAUUUCUCGAGUACUCUCCUGACGUCUAUCUUACGAUUAACGAGUCCAACUUCUCUAUGCCCGUCGGCUUUCUCCACGCGGCGAUCCGCAAGGUCGCAUCGACGGCGCUCGCCGGUUUCUUUCGAGAAGUGCAUGUUAUCGGCGAGGAAAAUGUGCCACGAGAUGGUCCAUUGAUCGUCGUUUGCACGCAUCACAACAUGAUGAUUGACCCAACAAUCCUCUCAAGUACAAUGCCAGAUCUGAGACCAUUACAUUAUUGGGCAAAGGCGUCGUUGUUCAAGCACCCCAUAGCGCGCAAGAUUCUCCUCGCUAGUGGUGUCAUCCCCGUCGACCGAGGCUCCAAGGACAACAGGAAACUCUUCGCCGGCACGUUUGACGCGUUGUCCCAGGAUGACGCCGUCGCCCUCUUCCCAGAGGGAACAAGCUACACGCUCCCAAGAAUCGUCCAGGUAAAGGACGGAGCAUCCUGGUCGGCACUAGAAUACAUGAAGUGGGUCGCCGAGGGAGGCAAGAACACCAACAACGGCAAAGAGCUCGUAAUCAUUCCAGCUGGAAUCACCUAUACCGACAAGAGCAAAUACAGGAGCUCGGCAGUCAUUGAAUAUGGUCCGCCAAUCCCGCUCGCAGAGUUUAAGCGGCAGUUCCUCUCGACCAAAGAAGGCGACGCUCGCGCAGCGGUAAAGGCCCUCACGCACGCGAUUGAGCAAGCCCUCGUCGAGCUUACGAUCAAUGCACCGAACUGGGAGGUCUUGUACUCAGCACGAAUGGCGAGAGACUUGCUCUUCGAAAGCUGGCGGGGUGUACCGCUUCAUGACUUUAAAGAUGUUGGCCAAACGCUGGUUGAUCUCUUUGCGACUCCUUGGGACGCCGACCCGUCCUUUGUUGCUCUGAAAAAGGCGCUCAUCACGUACCAUUCGCUCCUCAAGUCGACCCAUCUCACAAAUGGAGCUCUCUCGACGCUUCCGUUGUCCAAGAGGAGAUCCACCGACUCGGUCCCAUCUCGCAUGUCGACAAUUGGACCCCUUCUCCGGGAAAGUGUCGCUGUUGGUAUCCGGCUACCGCUAUUCCUCGUCCCUAUGCUCGUCCACCUCCCCAUCUAUUGGGUCACGCGAUGGGUGGGUGAAAAGUCGGCCGAAGACGAAGAGGCCGUCGCGCAGAGCAAGGCUGUCGUUGGUCUCAUCUUGUGCCUUACCAUUUACAGCGUCUGGUUUUGGAUUAUAUCGGCGCUCUUCUGGGCAACAGGUCUUGGUUUCGUCAUUGCGGCCUUGACCGUGUGGGCAAUGGCCUCGUAUCACAGCAAGCUCAUCGACGACAACUAUAUCCGCGCCAAGAGACUACUAUCUGCCUACCGAGUGCUGGUUGGAGUUUGGGGCCCUCAACGCUGGGACAUGUCGCUUUCUGCGCUGACGCAGUACACCGUUACCCAACCGCCUCCACCAAACCCGUUCCUCAAGCUCCCGGAUAGCGUAAAGGACGCCUUUGUCCGAAGCAGCAGCAGCCCGACGGUGCCCACGUUAGCAUCAACGAGCACCGAUCCGUCCUCGUCUUCCGGUGCAGGUGCUAUUACACCCACGACACCCAAAUCGAACAAACGACCGCCUUCUCGCAAGCUCAUUCGUCACUUGUUACGCGCACGUGCUGAAGCCGUCCGACGACUCGCAGCAUUCAUCCGCCGAAUUGACAAAGACGACGUGCGUGUGGCAGCGAGUGGAUUCAUGGCGAAGACGUAUGGUGGUGGACUGGAUAGUUUGUUCACCGUCGGUGGUGGAGAUAUCGAGACGGUGUCUGGUGGUGUCGAGGCCGAGUUGAAUCCUACCGGAUGGAGGAAUGGGAAAGAGGUGGUUGCGUAUCUCAAGAGCAAGGGUGCGAUGGUCGGCAAGUUGCUCCGCGAGGGUGAGAGUGGGGAGCAACCGUAUCAGUGGGACGUGUUGAGUAGUGAGGGGGAGCUCUCUUCGCCUGGCUCGGCGGGUGUGUCGAUCAAGCAGGAGGAAAUGGAAUGGGUGAUCCCGGGUAGCAAGUAA
Molecule: messenger RNA, 2976 nt
Organism: Serendipita indica DSM 11827
Lineage: Eukaryota; Fungi; Basidiomycota; Agaricomycetes; Sebacinales; Serendipitaceae
Source: the annotation of a GenBank genome assembly